GUCAAGGCCGCGGAGGGAAGAGGCAUUCAGAGGCCUUUCCUUUAUCUGCGGAUCAAGAAGUUCCUUCCGUAUUACGCGACGGACAAAAGGCAGCCCAGUGCGGCCGAGGAGUGCGUCGAAGAGCGGUCAUUCGCGGAGGAGAUCGCCCGCGGCAUCUGCCAGGCGAGAGAUCCCGACAGGAAGCAGGGCGACCUGCCGAGCAUCUUGCAGUGGCGCGUCGCCUUCGACAGGUGGGCGAUCGUUGCGGAGCUCACCGGCCAAAUGGCGUACGCGGCUUCCAUGGCGCAUAAGGAAGUCGUGAUGCAGCUCGCCUUGUCGGGGCGGUCCAAUCAGCGCACAGCCGCGAUCGCCGUGUUUUGCGACGAGGACAGCUUUGACGCCGCCAAGGCCGCGCUGUCCCAGGACUCGCCCAUCGUGCUCAGGACAGAGCGCGAGUACCUCGCCCGCGGGCUGCCCGUCUUGCAGGAUUCGGCCCCGUCGCAGCCCAGGGGCAAAGGCAAGGGCGGCGCCCGGGACCACAAGGGCGGCAGCGACUACCGCGCGAAGAGCGCCAAGGCCAAGGGCCACAGCAAAGGGGACAAGGGCUACGGCAAAGAGCACAAAGGGCUACUCGUCCGGGAGCGCCGCCAGCGGCUCGCAGGCGCCUGCGACGCCGCCAUACAAGCGCCAGAUGACGGGGAUUGUCUGGUAGCAAUUCAGUGGAACGCCGAGCGCAGCCUUGCCCAGUGCAUCUGCGAACGCGAGCAGCGCGUUCGACGCAUCGAGGUCAUGGCAGCACAAUUCGAAGCCUCUGGGGCCGCCGAGGCCGAGCGCAGGGCAGCGCCGCCUCACUUCGGCCUGCUUGUCGCGGGGGUCAAUAUCCCGCCCAUGCGGCAACUGGCGCGCGAGUCAGCGUGGCACGACGCCGAAUGUGCAGAUUUCCCAACGCGCGGCGCCCCUCUGAUGGGCAACCUAGCGUGCAGCGGCAACGGCCGCGCCCUCGGCCCAGGCGAGCGCCCGGGCGACGCUGGCGCGGCGGUCGAGGAGCUCAGGUCCAGCGCCCUCGCGGGCAACGCGUCUUUGCUUUCCUCAAUUCGCGCGGACCCGCUCGCCAGCGAGCUGCUACAGAAGGCGCGGGGCGAAGCGGGGCUGGGCAGGAUGUCUCCGCCCCGGGCGUUUAAGCCCGGCGUCUCCGCGUCCGAGCUCGCCGCGGCAUGGGGCGAGACAAUUCGCUUAGCCCCCAGGUUCGGGGUUCCCCAGCCCAAACCGGAUGGGUCUACAAAGGUGCGCCCGAUGGACGAUUUCACGCGCUCAGGAGUCAACGGCGCGCGUGCCCCCGCCGAGAAAUUAGGCGUGGAGGGCGUUGAUAUGCUCGUCGCGUUGGCGCGCGUUUUCUAUGCCUCGCGCGGCGAGAUACCCGAGCUGUGGAAAGCGGACAUUGAUUCUGCAUAUCGCCGCAUUCCGCUAGACCCAGCCGACAGGUGGGCUGCCGUGAGCAUUUUCAAACAGGGCGACCGCCUGUGGUGCUCUCAACACCAGGUGUGCCCUUUCGGCGCGCUAGCAUCUUGCCACGACUGGGGCCGCGUGGCCGCCAUGCUCGCGCACUUCGCCAGGCAGCUCGCCAAGCUGCCCGUGCUUCGGUACGUAGAUGACUACUUCUCGCCGGAUCGUUCCGGCGCGGUAGAACACGCGAAACUUUGCUUUGCGCGCGUCAUCAGGGCCGCGCUUGGCAGCAGCGCGGUGGCCGACUCGAAGCUGGCGCACGGGGCCCAGCUUGUCGUGCUCGGCGUGCUGUUCUCGUUUAGUGCGCGCGGGAUCCACUGCGAACCAGCGGAGGACAAGCGUCUCAAAUGGUCGGCU
This is a messenger RNA of Prorocentrum cordatum, 1839 nucleotides long. The record is from the annotation of a GenBank genome assembly. Lineage: Eukaryota; Dinophyceae; Prorocentrales; Prorocentraceae.